CCUGCAUCUGAAUCAAACUGGCAGAUCGCAAGCAGGAGCAGCACGGACGGUAGUUUUGCAUAUUGGAUUUAGCGUUAGAUUUUUUCGUAGCUUUUGUGAUAGUUGGAUAAUCAAAAUGUCGUUGUUUGAUACAAAUUCGCUGACACUUUCUCAAAUUAGACUGAUGUCUAGAGAGGAAUUAGUUACUUUGCUUGUAGAUUUUCUACAACGGUUGAAGGAGAAAUCGGCCAUCCUGAUAAAGCAGGACAUUCUGGAGCAGGACCUGGAAAAAGCCCAAGAACAAAUUGAGCUUUUAGAUGAAAAAGUUGAUUCAUUAACUAAAGAUCUAAAGAUUUCUCACAGGCAAAACAGAUACCUAAGUAAUGAAAAAAUACCUAAGUUAAAAUUAGAGAUAGCAACUUGGAGUUCCCAUAGAAAUCAGCUGUUAGCUGAAGUGAAGUCGUACCAGAGUAAAGUUAAAGAUCUGCAAAACUCUUUUAAAACCCUGGAGAGGGAAUCAAAACUUCAGCUUGAAAAGACAAUAGAAGAAAAGAGACAAGUGACAUCAGAAUUCGCGACGUAUAGAAUAAAGACCGAAAAGAAAGAACAUGAAAUAAAGAAACUGGAGAUCGAAUUGUCCAAGAAGGUCAAUGACAUCGGAUUGAAGAACAUUGAAAUUCAGAAAGAGAAAGAGAAGUCCAAACUUCUGGAGGGCACUGUGAGAGAACUAGAAAAGAAAUUAAUGGAGGCAGAAAAUGAAAAUAAAAAUCUGACUAAGAAACUGGCAAAAACCCCAAGGGAGGAAGCCAUCGAGAAAACAAGGAUCGCAUUCGAAGCCAGACUUGAUUUUGACGCGCUAGCUAAAGAAAAACAGCGAAGCCGGAUGUUACAAGAAUCUCUCACAAAAAAAGAACGGCAACUCAAUGAACUCUUGGAGGAGCAGGCAAAGAAACGACCCUCAUUCGCCCAUGUAAAGAGAGAGGCUGAGACUGGAAAAAAAGGUUUUGAACCUACUGCUGCAGAUUGGAGACAGUUAAAAAGAGAGAAUGUAGCUUUAAAUGCCGAAAUAUCCGUACAUAUGGAGAACAGGCGUAAAGAUCAACAUGAAAUAAAACAACUAACUGAGCAAUUAUCAAAGAUCAAAAGAGAAGUGAUCACCGAGAGAAUUAAACAAGAAGAUUUGAGGAAAUCUAGAAACAAUAAACAGGAAGACAUUGCUGUGGUGAGACUGGAUGUGGAAAAAAAUAUCAAGGCACCAACUGAAAAUAGAAAUAUUAUAUAUUUACCACCAAUUGCAUCAAACAUCCAGCCACCCAAACCAAAGAUAUCUUUUAAUCAAAGAACUUUGAGUUUGGGUGAAGGCAAGUUAUUGCCAGACUUUAAAGAUAAUUUAACAUCACAGUUUAAGCCACAGCCCCCUAGACAAGGAAAGCCUGGAAGACCUCCAUUUAUAGCGGGAGGCAGGAAGGGGUGGAAAAACUAAAGGGAGAAAAAAAUAGCAGUCAACCUGGCGGGAGAGGAGAACGUUAAAGUUCCCUCAACAGAAUAUCAUGAGGUCCGUUUGUAACAUCGCGUACGAGAGGCGUAUACACCUUGGGGCUGGGCUUUAACCCAUGGAGCCCAGCAGGGCACAGCCGAAGAGGAGACAGGAUUCCCUAGCAGAAGGUGGGGACCUUGGUGAUCUGAUCCUGGGCUACAGAUGCUCCCUGUACUUCCAGAGUCUGGUCCUCAUUGCCGGCAGCAACUCGGGCUCGUUUCCAGUGAGAGCUGGACUCCGCCAAGGCUGUUUGUCACUAAUUCUAUUCAAUACUUUUAUUGACAGAAUUUGUAGGCACAGCCAAGGCGUUGAGGGGAUCCGAUCUGGUGGCCUUAGGAUCGCAUCUCUCCUUUUUGCAGAAGAUGUGGUCCUGCUGCCUUCAUCAGGUCGUGAUCUGCAGCUUUCACUGGAGCGAUUCGCAGCCGAGUGUGAAGCGGCCGGGAUGAGGAUCAGUGCCAUCUGGUCAGGAUGCUUCCUGGUCGCCUCCCUGGUGAGAUGUUUCAGGCACAUCCCACCGGGAGAAGGCCAAGGGGAAGACCCAGGACACUAUGGAGGUUUCUCAGCUGAUCUGGGAACUCCUGGACCAAGAGGCUGUGGAGAGGGAAUCUGGACCUCCUUACUUAGGCUGCUACCCCUGUGAUCUGAAAUGGAUGAUGGAUGGAUGGAUGGAUGGGUGGAUGGAUGGAUGGAUGGAUGGAUGGAUGGAUGGAUGGAUGGAUGGAUGGAUGGAUGGAUGGAUGGAUGGAUGGAUGGAUGGAUGGACGGACAGUUCCUAUACGCCUCUUGUAUUUACUAAUAACGUCCGCUUUUACACUGUAAAAACGAACUUAGGGGGUUAUCAGAUUA
Gambusia affinis (western mosquitofish) is the source of this 2362-nucleotide messenger RNA. Its product is annotated as centrosomal protein of 135 kDa-like. The coding region runs from base 116 to 1462 and encodes 448 amino acids. Lineage: Eukaryota; Metazoa; Chordata; Actinopteri; Cyprinodontiformes; Poeciliidae. The transcript is spliced from 2 exons. The record is from RefSeq and is a predicted model, not a curated record.